UUGACAGAUGGGAGAUAUAUCAUUUGAACAGUCUCCUCUUCAAGUGACGCUUAAAGCUUUACGGAAUCUCAGGUCAACUGUCUCAGAUGUAUUUACACAUCUUGGAUCUGGCCUUAGCAGAGUGCAUGGAGAUGAAACCCAAGAGAAGAACUUUUUGCAAGACCUGCAGCAAAUACUGCAAAAGGUUGAAGUACGACUCAGGGACUUGGAGGUAGCAGCUAAUAAUCUGAGUCCACCAGCAUCAGGGUACUUACAUCUUGGAAGCUCAGGAUAUCUUGGACAAGACCCAGCCCAUGAGAAAACUCUGCUGUUCAAUCAACUUGUACAAUCCUAUGGUUGGACUGACAAGAUCACCUUGAGCCGAGUUUUGAAGGCAAUCGUGAUCUUCAAGGGGUUGAUGAUCGAAUGGGUUGUGGUCAGAGGACUCGAGGAGCCAACGGUUGAUGAGGAUGGUCUUCUUGAUCCAUGGACACCAUCAUGUCACUUGGUUUUUCGCAAAGUCACAGACAAUGCCAAUGCUGCCAUGCUUCAUUAUUUCUCUCCUAUGAUGCCUGAGCUUGCUGUGAAGUCAUUUAUGACCUGGUUCCAUAGCUAUGUGAAGCUCUUCUCAGAUGUGUGCAAGAAGUGUCAGCGACACUUACACCACAACAUGCCUCCAACAUGGAGAGACUUCAGAGUACUUGAUCCAUACCAUGAGGAUUGCAAGCCUCUAUUGUGAUAUCCAAACAUAGUCUGAUUGGAGAGUAUUCCACAGAAAGGGUGAUGUACUCAGAGUAAGACCAUGAUAAAUUGUCAUGCAGUGACUUGAUUCCAAUCUUGUUGGAGUUCAGCUUGUGAUUCAUCACCACCCUCAGUUUUGUGCCUGGCAGCUGAAAGUUUCUUUCCAGGAAGUGAACCUUAUGCCUCAAGGAAGUAAAGGUGCAUUAGACAGCUGGUUCAAGGAAGGAUAGCUUGGCGUCAUGGUGUCAUCUACUGAAACUGGUUUCACCAGUGUUUUGUUUUGCUUCCUUUUUCUCUGUUAUAUUAGAGUGAUGCAACUUGGAGCCUUGGAUAGGCCUACCCUACCCUAGGAAACAAAUUGUCACUGAUUGGUCUCAAGUAGCACUAGUGUGCUCAUAUGAUUGAAAUGCACCA
Darwinula stevensoni is the source of this 1134-nucleotide messenger RNA. Lineage: Eukaryota; Metazoa; Arthropoda; Ostracoda; Podocopida; Darwinulidae. The record is from the annotation of a GenBank genome assembly.